CAUCUUUAGAGGGAAGAUUAAUGAAAACAUGGUGCGUAAAAUGGACUUCCAUACAGUGUACAGAUAUAUCGGCCAGUUUUGCCUCAUCAUACAGAUAGUUUGGGGUUUAGACGAGGUGACAUUUGUGAAUCCUCCAGUGGAAGCUCUGCCCGACUAUAAACUGGAAAUACUUUACUCAUGUGAUCAACCUGCUACAAUACAGCUGGACUGUGUUGUAUAUUUUGAAAUGGGCACAAUCUCCACAUUAUUGUUAACACAGUGGACUUGUGUCCCUGGUGACCCAGAUAUAAGGACCAUGAAACUGAACUUGCCAGACUGGUUGGUGUAUCAAGCAGAUGGAAUUGUUCCAGAGCCUGCCGGGGUGCUGAGUUGUAUCCUACAAGCCUCAGUUAGAUACGAAGGAUUUGAUGAUAACAAGAGGCCUAUCACCGCUAAGGAUGUGGCAGCUUUGCAGCUUAAGCCCUUCUUCAGUCGACCUGUCAAACAGCAUCAGCUCUGUAUUGCCUGGAGCAAACAAAUGCUACAAUUAUCUGAAGAGUUUUUACAAAAGCAGUGCCCUUGUGAACAAGAAACGGUGCAUUUACUGUCCACAAUUUAUGCCUCAACUGGAGAAACAUUUGGAGUCACAAAGACACUGGACCCCUUCAGGAAUGAGCUUCUGGAAUACCAGCGCCUUAAAGCCAUCUCUUUUCCAUGGUGUACAUUUUCCAUCUGGAUUUUUGUGACAAGUUACUGCCAGGAAAGUGUGUGUGGUGUAUUUCAUCAUAUAGAUUCUCUCGAUAACUAUGCCACACCAACACUUUUGCUCACAAAUUCAGGUCAGCUUCACAUACAGAUAAGUGGAGAGGCAGAGGAAUCGUCUGCAUUUCUUUCCUCGUUCAAGGUGCCUUUGCAUGAGUGGUGUCAGCUUGGUGUGAUGUUGCAAGGCAGAGCUGUGACUAUCUCCAUGACGUGCAUAGAUAAAGAACAAAGAACAAUCAAAUUUACAGAGUAUAUGUUGAGACAUGCUGCUGUGUUUGAUGACACAGAGGGGUAUUUUGUGAUAGGUGGAGGGAAAUAUAUAAAAAGUGCAGAGGGAUAUUUUGGACCAGUGGUAUAUUACCGUAACAGAGCAUCAUCCCACGUCAAGUCUGAUGUUAUUCCAGAUGUUAUUAAGAAGGUGAACUUGACUGGAUGGCUGCAGACCUGUGAAGAGUUUCGUUUUGACAUGACACUUAAGAUCGGUGGUUUUUCCCUCAAGGCCAAACAGGAAACAGAGUCUGAGACUUGUUUUGAUGCUCUUCAUAAGUGGAUGUUAAAGAGGAAAAUACCGACAAAUCAUUUGUGUGAGCUGUGGGAGGAAGCUGCCCCUCACAGAAGACAAGCUGCUGAACUGGCCAAGUUAUUAGUUUUCAAAAAUGGAAAAGCAGUAAGCCUGCCGGCUCUUGGCAGAGCUCUAUACUCCUUAUCACUUCAUAAGCUGAGCAGAGCAAGCAGCACUGCAGUGGUCAGCAGAAUCUUACCACUGCUUCUCCAAGCUGGCUGCCUCGCUGAUAAUCAAGCUUUGCACAUGUCAUCUGUGCUCCUUAGCACUGGACUGGGAGUCCAGAAACAGCACAAUAAGGCUUGGCUCCUUGCUCUGCUCGCUGCUCAAAAGGAUGACCGGCUGUCACUUCUACAUCUUGGGUACCUCCACCACCAGGGACUCCAUGGUCUCCCCAGAGACCCAGAUCUGGCCUGUGCCUAUUAUGCAAAUAUUGCAAAACAAACAAUUAUAGACCGUCAUAACCCUACCCCGAAUCAGACAUUUGUUGAGGCCAUUUAUUUGAACGAUGAUGAGAAAUUGAACCUUCAGACCAAUAAAGACCAUCACAUCUUUCAGUGGCUUAAACUGCAGGCAAGCAGGGGAGCAGUUGAGGCUGAGCAAUCUCUGGCACGCAUGCUGUUUUGGGGUCAGCAAGGAUUGUCUCCAAACAUAGAGGAGGCUGUGAAGCACUACAGAAGGGGAGCAGUCCAAUUAGAGGACCCAGUGUCAAUGUAUGACUAUGGAAUAGUACUUCUUCAGGGACAUGGCGUUGAGAAGGACAUCCCAAAAGCUGUUACAUUCCUGAAGAAAGCUAUGGAACAGGAUUUUGUCCCUGCCAUCAAUGCCCUGGCUUGGUACUACGAACAGUUUGAACAUGACUACAAUCAAGCAGUGCAGUUGUGGGAAAAAGCAGAUCUCCUUGAAAGCCCAGAUGCAGCUUUCAAUCUUGGUGUCAUGUACUCUGGGGGUUUGUAUCCAGGAGAACCCGCCAACCAGUAUAUGGCCUAUAAGUACUAUCUGAAGUCUGCAGAAAGAGCACACGUCAAGGGAGCAGUUCAACUUGCUGAAAUCUGGACCACUGGGAUACCUGGCUAUGUCAAAAGAUACCCUUCAGAUGCUGCUUUGUGGGUUAAGUGGGCAGCAGAGCACAACGGUUACUUGGGAAGCAUCUUGCAGAAAGCACUGGAUUCCUAUCUCAAGAGUGACAUGUUAAUUUCAUUGUUAUAUUACAUGAUGGUGGCUGAAUCUGGAUAUGCACCUGCACAGUUUAAUGUGGCAUACAUUUGUGAGCAAAAUGUGGGAGGUUUUCUUGAUCCUGCUGAUGCUGCACGCUGUAUGUGGAGAUAUUACAACCUCACAAUCCAAAGUCAAAAUCCUGACACUUAUGCCUUUAUUAAGAUGGGUGACCUGUUGUAUGAAGGGUGUGAUAGCAGGCAGAAAGAUUUAAUUUCUGCAGCACAGAUGUACACCAUGGCAGCACUGAGGAACAAUCCACAGGGAUGGUAUAACCUUGCUCUGCUCUCUGAGGAUGGUUUCAGGCUUCCUCUCUCUAUACUGAUUGAGCUCGGCCUAUCAGAGUUAUAUCUGGCAGACAACAAUUUGCUUUUAAAUGCUUUUUACAAAAGAUGCAGAGACUCUGGCGACACAGAUUCAUACUUGCCUUGCAGCCUUGCCCUCUAUAAUGUAUUUCUACAAUCGUUCCAUAAGGAUUAUAGUGCCGCUAUUAAGUUCUCCACCACUGCUGCUGUGGUUGCGGCUCCAACAAUGUUCAUCCUUGGUGUGCUAAGAAGACGUGCUUUGUCUGUUAACUAGAACCAAGACUCUUGUUCAAAAUAAACUGAGGAGACAAAGAGAAGAUUUAACCAACAUCACAGUUUAUAGAUGCAGCCACAUAGAAUGGCUGGUUUUGUCUUGCAUGGGUCAGUCACUUACCUGCUGAAAGUCUGGAAGGUCUAUGGCUGUUCAUAGUGGCUGCAUGUGCUUACACAUACUACUAUUUCAUCACAUGACUCUUCUAAAUAAGAAUGACAUGUAAUAAUAUUUUUGGGACAUUAUUAAACAGUAAAAGACCUCAGAAUAAUGGGAACUUUCAAUGAAUAGCUUACAGAUCUUAGCUUCGGGUUCACUAUAGAGUAUAUAAACAGAUGAGUGGAUCAUCUGGAAGAGGCCUGGAAGUUUGAAGGGUCUGCACAGCACCUAAACUGCUCCUGAGCUUCACUUUUCUUGGCAGAGAACUCAGAUAUAAUACCUGGAAUUUGCUGGAGCUACUUUCCCUGUUUCACAGUUCAGUGACCAAUUUGGAUCUGAUCUUCAACAUUUGCUCUGACUGUUCUGUCCUUCAGCACUUGUCUCAGUCUUCUCACAUCUGAAACUAUUGUAGGUAUAGCAGUCCCCACCGAUACUGGUUGUACUUGGGUAUUUCAAUUAGAAGCAGGAGUGCUGCUCAUGUGUCACUAUAAACAUAAAAUAAGAGUUUGUCUCAUUUCAAAAGUUGUGUCUAAAUUUCUCAUUGUGUCAAGAAAUAAAUCUGUCUAAUCAAAUAAAUGUGCAAAUGUCUCAAACUGGGAUCAGAUAAAAAGUAAGGGAAAAGACAAAUG
Messenger RNA from Melanotaenia boesemani (Boeseman's rainbowfish), 3882 nucleotides. RefSeq names its product protein sel-1 homolog 3. The record is from RefSeq and is a predicted model, not a curated record. Gene Ontology annotation, molecular function: protein binding. The transcript is spliced from 23 exons. Lineage: Eukaryota; Metazoa; Chordata; Actinopteri; Atheriniformes; Melanotaeniidae. Bases 29 to 3097 code for a protein of 1022 amino acids.